GCCUGCAUUUUGCUCCAGGCUUACUGGAAUUCAUGAUAGAUCUUUGAAGUCAAAGUGGACUGAUGUCAAAUACUUUUCAUCUUCAGUUCUUGAGUGCAGAACUGGAUUGUGUGGCAGGGAGACGGUUCUAAGAUUGACACACAAUUCUUGUAGUUUUAAUUGGAAAAUGAAAAUGCAACUCAGCAAGCAAGGACUGGAUCCUCAGAAUUUCAGCUUCUGGCCAGCAGUGUUAGCUAAGCUCUUGCAUUUUGCUUCAGUACUAGACCUAGCAACCGGAGGUUGGUUGCUUCUUGGACGACCAGGAAAUUAGUUGGAUACCAGAGAGAUAAAGUAUCCAGAUGUUGAUCUCGUCAUUUGGGUCAAAGGCAUAAUCCACAUCACAAAAGGGAAAUAGAAGGAUUGGUUGGUGCAAUGGUGCUGGCUGAAGAAGACAACCAUGGUUUAUAGACUAUAGACUAUUUAGCUAUCUAAGAAUUCUCUCAAGUCUUAACCACCUUCAAUGCUCUUCAUGUGUCUGUGAGAGAUACUGACAGACAUUGUUGAUGGGGCUGGGAGAGGAGGAUGCAGCAUGUUGUGUUUGGGAGUCAAACUGUUAAAGCGUGUUCCGUCAAGAAUUUUUCUCUUAGGUGUUCUGGUCAUGGUUGCUACUACAGAACUGAGACCUUGAUCUCAAUGCCAAGAGAUUAAGCAGCCUUGCUGUAUUAGUUAUCAACAAGCCUAAAGAAGCUGAUAGAAAAUUCUUCAAGUGAAGUCCUUGGGAUGCCUGCUUUAUCUCCUACAAUGACCCAAGGUAAUAUUGCUAAAUGGAGGAAGAAAGAAGGAGAAAAGAUAGAAGUGGGGGAUGUACUAUGUGAAAUUGAAACUGACAAAGCUACACUAGAAUUUGAAAGUCUUGAAGAGGGAUUUUUGGCUAAGAUAUUGGUACCUGAAGGUUCAAAGGACGUGCCUGUUGGACAACCAAUUGCAAUAACAGUUGAGGAUGAAAAUGACAUCCAAAAUGUUCCUGCUUCCGUGGGGGGUGAGACUGGGGUUGAAGAGAAGAAACCAACACUUGGGGAUGUCUCAGAUGAGAGGAAAUCAGAAUCAACUUCUAGUAUAGUUAAUGCAUCAGAACUUCCACCUCAUCUCCUUCUUGAAAUGCCAGCUUUGUCACCGACAAUGAACCAAGGAAACAUUGCUAAAUGGAGGAAACAAGAGGGAGACAAGAUUGAAGUGGGUGAUAUAUUAUGUGAGAUAGAGACAGACAAAGCUACACUUGAAUUUGAGAGUCUUGAAGAGGGGUACCUGGCUAAGAUACUUGCUCCAGAAGGUUCAAAAGAAGUGGCAGUUGGACACCCUAUUGCAAUAACAGUUGAAGAUGCAAGUGAUAUUGAAGCUAUAAAGAAUUCUGUUAGCAGCUCAACAAACCAACAGAAGGCCCCCCAACAUGGCACUAAAAGCGAGGUCAAAGCUCAGAAAAACAAUAUAACACGUAUUAGUCCAGCUGCAAAGUUGCUAAUUGCAGAGUAUGGGUUGGAUGCUCCAACAUUAAAUGCAACUGGUUCUUACGGCACCCUACUGAAAGGGGAUGUUCUAUCUGCAAUUAAGUCAGGAAAAUUGUCUCCAAAACCUGCUUCAUCUAAAGAAAAGGCAUUGUCAUCUCAAAGUCAUCAACAAGUUGCAGCUUCCCAAGAGUCAAAAUCUGACUUAAAAAGGUCAGAUGCUUAUGAAGAUUUUCCUAAUAGUCAAAUUCGCAAGGUGAUCGCCAAGAGAUUAUUGGACUCAAAACAAAAUACACCACACUUAUAUUUAUCAUCAGAUGUCAUACUGGAUCCUCUUCUUUCCCUUCGAAAGGGUCUUAAAGAGCAGUAUGAUGUUAAAGUUUCUGUGAAUGACAUUAUUAUCAAAGUUGUAGCUGCUGCUCUCAGAAAUGUACCAGAAGCAAAUGCAUACUGGAAUGUUGAGAAGGAUGAGGUGAUUUUAAAUGAUUCUAUUGACAUAUCCAUAGCAGUUGCCACUGAGAAGGGCUUGAUGACUCCAAUAAUAAAAAAUGCUGAUCAGAAGACAAUAUCUGCUAUCUCCUCAGAGGUCAAGGAACUAGCUGCAAAGGCACGUGCUGGCAAAUUGAAGCCACAUGAAUUCCAAGGGGGAACUUUUAGCAUUUCAAACUUAGGAAUGUUUCCUGUGGAUAAAUUUUGUGCUAUUAUAAACCCCCCUCAGGCUUGCAUUCUUGCUGUAGGGAGAGGCAACAAAGUUGUGGAACCAGUAAUUGGAACUGAUGGAAUUGAGAAGCCAUCAAUUGCCACUAAGUUGAGCUUAACAUUGUCUGCUGAUCAUCGUGUUUUUGAUGGCAAAGUUGGAGGUGCAUUUCUCUCUGCAUUGCAAUCAAACUUCAGUGAUAUAAGACGACUUCUUUUAUAAUGACGCAACACAAAUUUUCAUGUUACUUGAUUGGAUUUCUCACGACCAAUCAUGUGGAUCCACCACAACCUGGAUCAAACUUGCAUAGCAUCCCCAUUUUUGUCCUUUUCACUUUCAUCUCAUCAUCUGAAACAGUUUUCGACUGGUUUGACUCAUUAGUUUUUGUAUAAUAAUAUCUUGGGUCUAAUUACUAAAUACCCUGAGAAAAUACCCACCAAGGUACCAUCUAACAUUAGGUUUUCAACAAUCGAGAUUCAAGCACAUUGGAAAUUUUGUUCAUUAGGCACUUUGCUGUUCUUUGAUGUGUAGUUUUGUAUUAAGAGCUUUGUAUAGACUGCCAUUCAAAUACCUACAUUUGGGUGAAUAAAUAUUCUUUUCAUGUGCAGCAUAUCUGUCAUCCGAUUUAAGUGAUGGCAUGAUUUGGCACAAUGGUACUCUUGGUUCAAUGUUCAUCUAUAAGUCUGGUCUGGCACUUUCUCCCCAGCAUUUUA
This is a messenger RNA of Glycine soja, 2891 nucleotides long. Its product is annotated as dihydrolipoyllysine-residue acetyltransferase component 1 of pyruvate dehydrogenase complex, mitochondrial-like. The transcript is spliced from 22 exons. Gene Ontology annotation, cellular component: pyruvate dehydrogenase complex; mitochondrion. Gene Ontology annotation, molecular function: acyltransferase activity. NCBI's taxonomy places the organism in Eukaryota, Viridiplantae, Streptophyta, Magnoliopsida, Fabales, Fabaceae. The record is from RefSeq and is a predicted model, not a curated record. Bases 760 to 2400 code for a protein of 546 amino acids. Gene Ontology annotation, biological process: pyruvate decarboxylation to acetyl-CoA.